This is a messenger RNA of Clarias gariepinus (North African catfish), 4049 nucleotides long. RefSeq names its product cytochrome P450 26B1 (gene cyp26b1). Lineage: Eukaryota; Metazoa; Chordata; Actinopteri; Siluriformes; Clariidae. The record is from RefSeq and is a predicted model, not a curated record. Gene Ontology annotation, biological process: sterol metabolic process. The transcript has 6 exons. Bases 480 to 2015 code for a protein of 511 amino acids. Gene Ontology annotation, molecular function: oxidoreductase activity, acting on paired donors, with incorporation or reduction of molecular oxygen; heme binding; iron ion binding.
UUUUUGUUUGUUUGUUUUUUGUUUUUUCUUGGAGGGAAGGGAAGUUUUGUGGUUGUGUUUUUCCACAUUUUUCUCACUUAGAUAUACUUUGAAGACUAGUUUGAAAAUAUCAUCUUCCCCACGUGGUCAUACUAUAGCCUGACAAGUUCACGGCAAUUUGUCAUUCUUCCAAAAAAAAAAAAAAAAGGCACGAAAAUCCACCAUCCACAGAGGGAUUUAGUUUUAAAAUGAUGUGCCAAGGUGUCAAUUCGACUUAUUUCUAUUUGGAUACAAUUAAUUAAAAUCCCAACUUUUCGCACAUUUAUUGAACGGUUGUAGUUUAGUUUUAGGCGAGAUAAAUUUUGUUACAUCAUCUAGGAUAUCAUUUAGUGAAAUACCUGCAGAUUAGGAUAAAAAAAAAAAAAAAAAACUCGUGCAAGGCACGGAUCACACUAAAGUGAGGCUGAAAUCGACUUGAGCUUUCCCGGACGCUCGUCGCAAUGCUCUUCGGGAGUUUGGACCUGGUGUCUGCGCUGGCCACGCUGGCCGCGUGCUUGGCGUCAGUGGCGCUCCUGAUCGCCGUGUCUCAGCAGCUGUGGCAGCUUCGCUGGACCGCCACGCGGGACAAGAACUGCAAGUUGCCCAUGCCAAAAGGCUCCAUGGGCUUUCCUAUCGUCGGAGAGACGUGCCACUGGUUGGUUCAGGGUGCUGGGUUCCAUUCUUCGAGGAGACAGAAGUAUGGCAACGUGUUUAAAACGCACUUGCUGGGCCGUCCAGUGAUCCGGGUGACAGGAGCUGAGAAUGUGAGGAAGGUGCUGAUGGGGGAACACAGCCUGGUGAGUGUGGAUUGGCCACAGAGCACCAGCACUCUUCUAGGACCCAACAGCCUUGCCAACUCCAUUGGUGACAUUCACCGCAAGAAGAGGAAGAUAUUUGCUAAAGUCUUCAGCCAUGAGGCCCUAGAGAGCUACUUGCCCAAGAUCCAGCAGGUCAUUCAGGAGACCCUACGUGUGUGGAGCUCUAACCCAAAGCCCAUCAACGUGUACCGUGAGUCUCAGUACCUGUCCUUUCAGAUGGCUAUCCGAGUCCUCCUUGGUUUCCGCAUUUCCGAUGAAGAGAUGCACAUCCUAUUCCACACCUUCCAGGACUUUGUGGACAAUGUUUUUUCAUUGCCCAUUGACCUGCCAUUCAGUGGUUACAGAAAGGGGAUUCGUGCAAGGGAUACCCUUCAGAAAGCCAUAGAGAAAGCCAUCAAAGAGAAGCCACUGUGUACACAAGGAAAGGACUAUAGUGAUGCCCUGGAUGUGCUUCUGGAGAGUGCCAAAGAGAAUGGGACUGAGCUCAGCAUGCAGGAGCUUAAGGAGUCCACUAUUGAGUUGAUCUUUGCCGCCUUUGCCACCACGGCCAGUGCCAGUACCUCCCUGGUCAUGCAGUUACUGCGACACCCAGCGGUGUUGGAAAAGCUGCGUGAGGAGCUGCGCAACUGUGGUCUUUUGCAUGAUGGCUGCUUGUGCCAGGGUGAACUACGGCUUGACAACAUCUGCAGCCUCAAAUACCUGGACUGUGUCAUCAAGGAGGUGUUGCGUCUCUAUGCACCAGUGUCAGGGGGCUACCGCACCGCCAUGCAGACCUUCGAGCUUGACGGUGUGCAAAUUCCUAAGGGGUGGAGUGUCAUGUACAGCAUCCGAGACACACAUGACACAUCAGCCGUUUUUAAGGAUGUUGCGGCCUUUGACCCUGAUCGCUUUAGUGCAGAGCGCAGCGAGGAUCGUGAGGGGCGCUUCCACUACCUGCCCUUUGGAGGGGGUGUGCGGUCAUGCCUGGGGAAACAGCUGGCCACGCUUUUCCUUAAGCUGUUGGCUAUAGAGCUGGCAGGGGGAAGCCGCUUUGAACUGGCCACGCGGACAUUUCCUCGUCUGAUCUCCGUCCCUGUGGUCCACCCUACCGAUGGCCUCCGGGUCAAGUUCUUCGGCUUGGACUCCAAUCAGAACCAGAUAAUGUCCAAGACAGAUGAGCUGCUGGGUGCCACUGUGUGAAAAAAGAAAGGUGGAGGAAAGUAAUGAGAGAGUUAUUUUUGACAGUUUUGGUUAAUGUUGUUUUUUUUUUUUAAGGCAAAAAUCUAGUGAGUUAAGAGAGACACUCCUCUUUGUCAGUUUCAAGUUGUCACUUUUGUUUGCCAAAAAUGUACAGUCUAUCUUUUUCUAUAAAAAUUUAAAAGAAAGGCAUAAUAAUAAUAAUAAAAAAAAACAUAAUUGUAAUGCAAAGACCAUUAAGCGAUGCUAAGACCAUUAAAUGAUGCUGUGAGAAGGGGGGGGCACAAGAUGAAAGAAUGUUAAAAAGAGGACUGGAAGUUUCAUAAAAAAAAAAGAAACGAAAAGGAAUGCUGUGUCCAGCUAAGUAGAUAUCACAGGGUAUGGGCAAGUGUGUGCUCACAGUACCGUGAGGACAUGAAGAAUCAUACUUUUUUAUAGCCUGAGGUCUAGUACAGGGGUAUUCUUAAAUGUAUGUAUAUGUGUGUGUGUGUGUGUGUGUGUGUGUGUGUGUGUUUAUUCGGAGGGGUGGGGUAGCUUCAGGCAUUUAGGAAUGUAGAAAACAGUGUAAGCUAGAAAGAAUAAGAGGAGGAUGUAAUUACUCAGGUGUUAAAGUAGAAUAGGAGGACUGUCUAGAUUAACCCAAUACUAUGUUAUUUCUGUUCCUGCACAUAAGCGACAAUUUAUUAUUAUAUUAUUACUUCAACCAGCGUGUGCAUGAUUGGCUGUGUAUGUGUGUCUGAGAGAAUGAAAGGAGAGUGAGAAUGCAAGAGAAUGUAAAAAUGAUCAACCUGUGUGUUAAUAUAAUUGUUGUAAUUGUUUUGUGUUUUUUUUUUCACUGAUGUCACGUUGAAUUCUCUCUGUGUUGUCUCUGUGAUGUCAGGUUGCAUCAGGUGUAUAAAUGUCUGAAUAGACAUGAGACUCUCGAAACAAGCUAUAUUUUGGGAAUGGAGAGAGUUCCAACUGCAAAGUGUAGAUUCAGAAAAGAUCACUACAGAACACAGAGUUUGCAGGUCACCAUUUUUGCUGCUUGAGAGUCAGGAUGUUAUUCACAUGUCGGAGCAGAGCACUGUCUGGCCUCUGCUGAGAGGGACUGUUCUUUUUCCUGCUGCUCCACCUUGCAACACUAUGAUGCAAAUGAAAAAAAGGUCAUUUGACUAAGAAAUAAGAUUUCCCGAUCAUCAGUGUUUUUUUUUUUUUUUUUUUUGUCAAAUGGAACCUUCAAUGCCACUUCACACAAACUAUUUAAGUAAGUGACUCGCAGUGAGCUUGAAAAAAAAGGGGCACUAGGACUUUUGGUGGAAUAAAAAAAAACCCUAUGGAAGACCAUUAUCACUUUUUUCACAUCAUGCGAAGGAUUAUUAUUAUUUUUUAUUUUUAUAAAACAUGCCACUGAUCUUUCUGUAAUUAAUAAUUGAAUGAAAUGAAAUUUAAGUCUGCUGCUUAAAAUGUACCGCUUUCUAACAGGAAGUAGAUAGCUAUGGUAGUGUGCAAGUGAAAUUUGCCUGUUCUACAUGCAAAUGAGGUUUGUGUAGCCAAAUAGGGAUUGGGAAAUCAUUGCAUUGUCUAAUAUUGUAAUAUUAUUACUAUUAAUAUUAUUGUAAUAAAUAUUAUUUGAAGUGUUAUUUUUGUUAUAUUUCAGAAUAGAGUUUUAGUAUAAAUAAAGGUUGAAUUGGUAAAUAUUGUUAUAUUUAGAACGACAUGAAUGGCAGUUAUAUUGUAAACAGUGUUUAAAUGUUAAUAUGGUUUUAUGUUAUUUUAAUUAUUCUAUUAUCAUUAUUACCAUCAUUGCAUUUAGUUAAUAUUAAUAAACACAGAAGCACUUGUGGGGUAUGUUUAUAUUGAGUGCCAUGCGACUACAUGUUGAUGAUUGAGUUCGUCUGUAUAUAAUAUUUUAUUUUUUCUUUUUACAAAUCCACAUUUUACUUAGUUUAAGUAUGAAUGUUUUAUCUCCCUUUUCGUUCCUUUUUACAAUGGUUCUUAAAUGUACUUGGCAAUUUUAUAAACCCCUGUAAUAAACUAUAAUGUGAAAAGCCACUA